Erinaceus europaeus (western European hedgehog) is the source of this 1173-nucleotide messenger RNA. It is a transcript of the gene SDR16C5, whose product is annotated as short chain dehydrogenase/reductase family 16C member 5. The record is from RefSeq and is a predicted model, not a curated record. Bases 164 to 1090 code for a protein of 308 amino acids. The transcript is spliced from 7 exons. NCBI's taxonomy places the organism in Eukaryota, Metazoa, Chordata, Mammalia, Eulipotyphla, Erinaceidae. Gene Ontology annotation, cellular component: lipid droplet. Gene Ontology annotation, molecular function: all-trans-retinol dehydrogenase (NAD+) activity. Gene Ontology annotation, biological process: retinal metabolic process; retinol metabolic process.
CCCACCCCUGGGCCUGAAACUGUUCCACCUUUGGGUUUGGUCUUGGGCAGCCUCCAGGAUAUAUCACCGAAACUCACAAAGCUGUGGGCCACUGACAGGGUGUCAGCGCUGACUGGAACAACUUUUCUGUGGCAGCAGUUUCAGAUCCGGUGUCAACCAAAAUAUGGCUACCAACAUGCAACUAGCAGCAGAUUUACUCAUGUUCAUUGGAAAGUCAGUAUAUACUUUCCUGGAGUCUAUAAUUUUGGCUUUAGUCCCUAAUCCAGGGAAGAAUGUAGCUGGUGAAAUUGUCCUCAUAACAGGUGCUGGGAGUGGACUUGGAAGGCUCUUGGCCUUGCAAUUUUCUCGGCUUGGAUCUGUGCUUGUUCUCUGGGAUAUCAAUACGGAAGGCAAUGCAGAGACAUGCAAGAUGGCCCAGGAAGCUGGGGCAAGAAGGGUUUUUGCCUAUACCUGUGACUGCAGCAAAAGGGAAGAUAUAUAUAGAGUUGCCGAGCAGGUUAAAAAGGAAGUUGGUGAUGUCUCCAUCUUAAUUAACAACGCUGGAAUUGUAACAGGCAGAAGUUUUCUCCAAUGCCCAGAUGACCUUAUGGAAAAAUCUUUUGAUGUGAAUUUCAAAGCACAUUUAUGGACUUAUAAAGCUUUUCUACCUGCUAUGAUUGCUAAUAACCAUGGCCAUUUGGUUUGCAUUUCAAGUUCAGCUGGACUAGUUGGAACAAAUGGACUGGCAGAUUACUGUGCAAGUAAAUUUGCAGCCUUUGGAUUUGCUGAGUCAGUAUUCCUAGAAACAGUUUGCCAGAAACAAAACGGCAUCAAAACCACAAUUGUGUGCCCAUUUUUCAUAAAAACUGGAAUGUUUGAGGGUUGUACUAGUAGAUUUUGUUUAUUACCAAUUCUGGAACCAGAAUAUGCAGUCAAAAAGAUAAUAGAUGCCAUUCUUCAAGAAAAAACGUACCUCUAUUUGCCAAGGUUUCUGUACUUCGUAAUGUUUUUAAAAAGUAUUUUGCCCAUCAAGACGGGUCUGGUUUUUGCUGACUAUGUGGGUGCCCUUAAUGCAAUGGAUGGAUUCCAUGGUCAAAAGAAAAAUAACUAAAGGCUAAUCCUAUGGAUGAUCUCAUCUGCUAUCCAAUGUUACCUAGUGCUCACUUCAACAAAGAAAAAUAUGUUUGUCCAAUA